AGUAACACUAUAAACAUAUAUCCUCUGCAGAACUAUACGUUCACCCAACGUGAGGCUCAGCCGGAAGAAGAUGCCAGUGUCGCAGCCAGACUACAGAGAUUGCAGAAUAAUUAUGAGGAUUUUGGUAUGAGACGUACUGUUGAAGGUAUCAUGGUUGUACACGAGCAUGGUCACCCUCACAUUCUCAUGCUUCAGAUCGCCAACGCGUUUUUCAAACUCCCAGGUGACUACUUAACCCCAGGCGAAACGGACGAACCUGGUUUGAAGAAACGACUGGAUGAUAGACUAGCACCGCUCGAUCCAACGAUGUUCGAUCCAGAAGACGGUGCACUCAAUGAAUGGGAAAUCGGAGAUUGCCUUGCUCAAUGGUGGAGACCUAACUUCGAAACUUUUAUGUAUCCAUUCAUCCCUGCACACGUGACAAAACCAAAAGAAUGCAAGAAAAUGUAUGUCGUCGGCUUGCCUGAGCGAAAAGUAUUUGCCGUCCCAAGGAACAUGAAGCUGCUAGCUAUACCAGUAUUUGAACUUUAUGACAAUUCGGGUAGAUAUGGUCCACAAUUGGCGGCUAUCCCGCAUCUGCUCUCGAGGUAUAAUUUCAUAUUGCAAUAA
This is a messenger RNA of Wallemia mellicola CBS 633.66, 609 nucleotides long. Its product is annotated as cleavage and polyadenylation specificity factor, 25 kDa subunit. The annotation marks the transcript as partial. Gene Ontology annotation, cellular component: mRNA cleavage factor complex. Lineage: Eukaryota; Fungi; Basidiomycota; Wallemiomycetes; Wallemiales; Wallemiaceae. The transcript is spliced from 5 exons. The record is from RefSeq and is a predicted model, not a curated record. Gene Ontology annotation, molecular function: mRNA binding.